AUGGAACAACGAUCUUCUGAAUGGGAUGAUUUGUUUGAACUUGAUCCUCCUCACUAUGGAAGAGAUGAUCAUUAUUUACCCAUUGAGAAUGAAUAUCAUCCAUUCAAUUCAUCUGCAGAGGAGAAGUGUACCAAAUUAUUUCUUCAUGAUGAUUUCAUAACCCAAAAAGAUUCCGAUCAUCAUCAUCAACGAGUCAUGAAGAAAUUCAGAGAAAAAAUGUUGUGGGGAAAAAAAGGAAGGCGAAUUAAACCCUUCGUAAUGAAUUUUGAGCUCGUUCAUUCAUUGGGAGAAGCAGGGGUUGAUACUUGUUCUCCACAACAUUUUUCAUUACCUUUUGAUGUCAAGAUAUCUUACAAAUGUCAAGUGAUAUUGAUUUCCGACUUGAAAAAUCAUAGAAUUCAGGUAUUUCACUUGCUGUCCAACGAAUAUAUAACUUCAAUUCCUUCUCCUUCAAAAUGUCCAAGAUAUUUAUAUGUGGAAGCGGAUUAUGAUGGUCUCAAUGAUGCCUUAUUGUUUGGUUGUACGAAUCGUCCCUCGGUUUUUAAGUAUGACUUGAACGAUAUUCUUGAGCUAUCCAUGAAUUCCAUUUCCAAAGUUGCAAACAGUUACAUUUGGAAAUCUACACUCUUUAAACAACCUCAAGGAAUUGCAGUUUGUCAAAACAGAGUGUAUGUUGCGGACAGCUAUAAUCAAUGUUUGAAAGUUUUGGACUCAUGCUCAGGAAAAUUACUAUCCACAAUUCAAGUUGAAAGCAGUCCUUAUGGAGUUUGUUUUUCACCUGAUUAUCAGGUUUUAUAUGUUGGUGCUCAUCAGUCAUUGAUACAAGCGCCAACCUUCAAGAUUGAAUCCACACACACAAUUUUUGUUUUUCAAAAGAGUGAGAAAAGUCAAUGGGAGUUUAAAGAAAAAUUUGGUCAUGUUGGACCACUGGAUGGAGCCCUUCAUUUUCCUGACUCAUUCAUAAUUGAUUAUUUGACGAAACAUUUCAUUGUUAGCGAUAGUCAUAAUCACAGAAUAGUAAUCUACUCACCUCAAAAUGAGUUAUUUAAAUCAUUUUCCAAUGGUCAACUUAAUAAUCCGAAAGGAAUAUGCUUGAAUGAGUUGACAGGAGAACUUAUUGUAUGUGACCAUGAAAAUCAUCGAAUCAUGUUUUUCAAAUAA
This is a messenger RNA of Naegleria lovaniensis, 1161 nucleotides long. RefSeq lists its product as uncharacterized. Gene Ontology annotation, molecular function: ubiquitin protein ligase activity; protein binding. The coding region runs from base 1 to 1161 and encodes 386 amino acids. Gene Ontology annotation, biological process: proteasome-mediated ubiquitin-dependent protein catabolic process; protein polyubiquitination. Lineage: Eukaryota; Heterolobosea; Eutetramitea; Acrasida; Naegleriidae. The record is from RefSeq and is a predicted model, not a curated record. The transcript has a single exon.